Quercus lobata is the source of this 1665-nucleotide messenger RNA. Its product is annotated as disease resistance protein RGA2-like. Gene Ontology annotation, molecular function: ADP binding. The record is from RefSeq and is a predicted model, not a curated record. The transcript has 2 exons. Bases 1 to 1665 code for a protein of 554 amino acids. NCBI's taxonomy places the organism in Eukaryota, Viridiplantae, Streptophyta, Magnoliopsida, Fagales, Fagaceae.
AUGGCGGAAGGAGCUUUGUUCGAUCUUGCUGGGAACGUCAUUAAUGUGCUUGGCUCUUUCAUUGCUGAAGAGAUCAAACUGGCCCUUGGUGUCAAAACUGAGAUUGAAAAUCUAAAGAGCAGAGUCUCCACGAUCCAAGCUGUGCUACUAGAUGCAGAAAAGCGGAGUUCUCAAAACGAUGUGAUCAAAAACUGGCUCGGUAAGCUCAAAGAUGUCCUCCAUGAUGCUGAUGACGUGCUGGAUGAUUUCUCCACUGAAGUUUUGCGCCGAAAAGUGAUGAGUGGAAACAAAAUGACAAAGGAGGUACGCAUUUUCUUUUCAAGUGAAAACCAGCCUGCUUUUUGUAAUAAAAUGGGUCAUGAAAUAAAAGCAAUUAGUGAGAGACUAAAUGCCAUUGAAAAAGAGAUGAUGGCUUAUGACUUUAGUCGAAGCUUGGUUGAGCCACAAGUCAUGAAUAGGGCGGAUAGAGAAACUUACUCUUUUGUACUCAAAGACGAAGUUUUUGGCAGAGAGCAUGAUAAGAAAAAGAUUAUGGAACGUCUUUUUGAUGACAGUGGUGAAGAGAAUAUUUCUAUCAUUCCAAUUGUUGGUAUCGGAGGUUUGGGCAAGACAACACUAGCUCAACUGGUAUACAAUGAUGAAGAUGUUCAAACAAAAUUUGAGAUAAAACUUUGGGUUUGUAUCUCUGAUAUCUUUGAUGUGCAGCGGAUUAUUAAAGAAAUUGUAGAACAGUUGACAAAGAGGCAGCAUGAAGGAGGCCUUGAGAUCUUGCAAAAUAAGCUUCGAGAAGAACUUAAUGGAAAAAAAUACUUGAUUAUCUUGGACGAUUUGUGGAAUGAGGACGGUAAUAAAUGGCGUCGCUUGAUAAAUUUACUAAUGGUUGGUUCAAGGGGAAGUAGGAUAGUGGUAACUACUCGCUCGACAAAGGUAGCAGAGAUUACUGGCGCAACUUCACCUCAUGAACUUGAAGGCCUAGUUCUAGAAAAGGCUUGGCCAUUAUUUGUUAAAAUGGCAUUUAAAGGAGGCAAAGAGCCAGAAAACCAAAUCUUAGUAGCCCUAGGAAAACAGAUUGUGGGAAAGUGUAUUGGAGUGCCUCUUGCUAUAAGAACAAUUGGAAGCUUAUUGUAUGGUAAAACCAAUGUAAUUGAGUGGCAAUCUUUUUUAGAUGUUAAACUCUCAAAAAUAGCCCAACAACAAAAUGACAUUUCAUCAACUCUUAAGUUGAGUUAUGAUCACCUUCCAUCACAUUUGAAGCAAUGUUUUGCUUAUUGUAGAUUAUUUCCAAAAGAUUUUAGGAUUGAUGUAAAUACACUUAUUAAUCUUUGGAUAGCUCAAGACUUUAUUGUGUUAGAAGAUCCAAGACAGCGUUUUGUGGAUAUUGGAAGAGAAUAUUUUAUGGAAUUACUUUGGAGGUCAUUUUUUCAGGAUGUAGAAAUUGAUGUUUUGGACAAUAUAAAAUCAUGUAAGAUGCAUGAUCUCAUGCAUGAUCUUGCAAUUCUUGUAUCUGGAAUGGAAAGUGCCAUAUUAAAUUCAAGUGGGGAAAAUGUGAUUGAAAAAGUUCAUCAUGUAUCAUUUGAUCUAGUGGAUUCAUCGAGUCAAUUUUCAAUCCCCGUGGCUAAUAAAAGGAAGAUACGAACAAUUCUUGCAGCUAGUGGCUACAUGUAG